AUGAGCGCUUUGCAUUUGGCAGCCAUCCUGGCUGCUGGAUCAGUCGCUGUAGCCUAUACUACACCAAUGGCUAAUGUGUGCACUGCUGCUCAUGUUAAAGCUACACUCCCCACUGAUGCGUUGCUUGGUCUCACUCUGCAACCUUCAACUGUCACCGCUGCUGCUGUCUACAACUAUAACGACACCGGCUCUCCGUUUUUCCCAGACAAUGUUUCCAGCUUCUGCAAUGUGACAUUUGGCUAUAGUCAUAAUGGAAAGGAUGACCAGGUUCUCGUCAAUUACUUCAUGCCGGCCCCUGCCAGUUUUCAAAACCGCUAUGUCUCGCAGGGAGGUGGUGCACUUGAUAUCUACUCUGGUGUUGCCAGUCUGGCUGGUGGAAUCCAAUACGGCGCUGUGAACGGCGGAACAGAUGGAGGAUUUGGAAGUUUCUCUGCCUCCUUUGACGAGGUUACGCUCCUGGCCAAUGGUACUGUCGAUCUUGACAUUGUCAACUUGUUCGGUUAUCAGGCCCACUACGAGCUGGGUGUUAUUGGCAGAGCUUUCACUCGCAACUUCUAUGGAAUGUCCGAGAAGACCAAGCUAUACUCCUACUUCCAGGCUUGCUCCGAAGGAGGUCGCGAGGCUUUCAGUCAGCUUCAGCGCUAUGGAGAGCUCUGGGAUGGCGCGUCAGUUGGCGCUCCUGCUUUCCGUUAUUCGUUCCAGCAAGUCCAGCAUCUCUUCUCUAAUAUUGUCGAGAAGACCAUUGGAUAUAACCCUCCCCUUUGUGAGAUGGCAACGAUCGUCAACGCUACUAUCAACUACUGUGACGGAUUGGAUGGUAAACAUGACGGUGUUGUGGCCCGAACAGAUCUUUGCAAGCUGAAAUUCGACCUUGACACCAUGGUCGGUAAGAGCUACUACUGUGCUGCGUCGAAUGGAGCUCCGGUUCAAAAUGGAAAAAUCACAAAGAAGGGAGUCGAGGUUGCAAAGGCUAUUAUCGAUGGCUUGCACGACUCAGAAGGUCGCCGGGUGUACGUCUCUUACCAGCCCUCCGCUGAUUUCCACGAUGCCCAGACGACAUACAACUCCGAGACCGGUUCUUGGGAUAUCUCCAUUGUCGGACUCGGCGGCGAAUAUGUAACCCAGCUCCUCCAGAAACUCGACAUUGAGAACCUACCCACUCUUGAUGGUGUCACCUACGACACAAUCAAGGACUGGAUGAUCGAAGGUAUGCAGACAUACCAAGAUAGUCUGCAAGUCAACUGGCCCGAUCUUACACCCUUCCACGCCAAUGGAGGCAAACUCAUCCACUUCCACGGCGAAUCUGACAGCAGUGUUCCCACUGCUUCCUCAGUCCGAUAUUGGGAAUCUGUCCGCAAGACAAUGUACCCCAAUAUGAGCGUCGCUGACGGCACAGAGGCCACCAAGGAGUGGUAUCGUCUCUACCUUGUCCCUGGUGCGGCACAUUGUGAUUGGAAUGAUGAGCAGCCGAAUGCUCCGUGGCCGCAGACUGGCUUGAAGACGAUCAUCAACUGGGUUGAACAUGGUAUUGAGCCUGUUAGGCUCAAUGGUACGGUCUCUUUGGGUGAGAAUGCGGGUGACAUAAUGGAGAUUUGCUCGUGGCCGCUGCGGCCUUACUGGACUGAUAAUGGGUCUAAACUUGAAUGCCAGUAUGAUCAGACUUCUAUCGAUACUUGGUUGUACGAGUUUGAUGGAGUGCCUGUUCCAGUUUACUAG
Messenger RNA from Penicillium pulvis, 1716 nucleotides. Its product is annotated as tannase. Bases 1 to 1716 code for a protein of 571 amino acids. NCBI's taxonomy places the organism in Eukaryota, Fungi, Ascomycota, Eurotiomycetes, Eurotiales, Aspergillaceae. The transcript has a single exon. The record is from RefSeq and is a predicted model, not a curated record.